Cucumis sativus (cucumber) is the source of this 2272-nucleotide messenger RNA. Its product is annotated as probable L-type lectin-domain containing receptor kinase S.5. Gene Ontology annotation, biological process: protein phosphorylation. The coding region runs from base 94 to 2070 and encodes 658 amino acids. Gene Ontology annotation, cellular component: plasma membrane. Gene Ontology annotation, molecular function: protein kinase activity; carbohydrate binding; ATP binding. Lineage: Eukaryota; Viridiplantae; Streptophyta; Magnoliopsida; Cucurbitales; Cucurbitaceae. The transcript has a single exon. The record is from RefSeq and is a predicted model, not a curated record.
CAAAACUUCUUUUUCUGUUCUUAGAAUUAGAAAGGGGAAGUUUCAAUGGAGUCUCUGUGAAACGCCAUUGUUUUCUCUCAAGAGCCAAAGACGAUGAGAUGUUGUAAAGCAAUAAUUAGGAUUCUCCUGUUCUUUGCCACCUUCUUCAGAUGCACCAUCAACCCCACACUUUGCUUCGAUUUUGACUUCCCAUUCUUCGAUGACGAUAGUGAUACUGAGCUCAUUCUGAGUAACAAUGUUCGCAUCUUCGACCGCGCACUUCGAGUGACGCCAGACAUAGGAGGAGCUUCGGUCUCCAAUGAAUAUGGAAGGGCUGUUUACAAAAGGCCAUUCAAGCUGAAAAACAAUGGUAAAGUCAAUUCUUUUGCCACCAGCUUCGAGUUUGACGUCAGCCCACAAACGUUGCCUGAGGGUGGUGAAGGGCUGGCGUUCAUACUCACUGCGGAACCUUCUCCUCCUGCCAGCAGCUAUGGACAGUGGCUGGGGAUUGUCAACGCCUCAACUAAUGGAACGUCGAAUGCGAAAAUAGUGGCUAUCGAAUUUGACACAAGGAAGAACUUCCCACAAGACAUUGAUAGCAACCACGUGGGCUUAAACGUAAACAGUGUCUACUCCAUUGCUCAACAGCCAUUACUGGGGUUUGGCGUUAAUCUUUCAUCCGCCAACUUUCUUUAUGGGACUAUCGUAUUUGAUGGGAACAACGUUUCUAUCUAUGUUACCACGUCCAUCUUCAAAGAGGACCAACUAAAAAAUCUCGUCAUUUUUCAACCCUUGGACCUCUCCAUCCUCCCAGACGACAUUUUCGUGGGCUUCUCAGCUUCAACAGGCAAUUAUACGCAGUUGAAUGGUGUGAAAUCGUGGAAGUUCUUCAGCGAAGAUUCUCGCCAAGGAAAAGAAACUCCAGCCUGGGUUUGGCUCAUAGUAGCCGGAGUCGGAUGUGGGGUUGCCCUUGCCUUCUUUGUCUGGGUGCAGAGACCUCGAGUGAAUCAUUUGGAGGAGCCAUACGGAUCAGACAUAGAACAUCAGCUUCAACUUUUAUCCAUAGCCCCACGAGCCAAAAAGUUUGAAUUCAGAGAACUCCAGAAGAUAACAGACAAUUUUGAUCCUAAGAACAUGCUUGGAAAAGGUGGUUUUGGAACCGUUUACAAAGGAAACUUGCUGGAUAAAGAGGUAGCAAUCAAGAGAAUCUCAAAGGAUUCACGUCAAGGGAAGCAAGAGUUCAUUGCAGAAGUGGCUACUAUUGGUAGCCUACAUCACAAAAACCUCGUAAAGCUAACCGGAUGGUGCUAUGAGGAAAGAGAUCUUCUGCUCAUAUACGAGUACAUGCCUAAUGGCAGCUUGGACAAGUUGAUAUUUGGCUACAGUGAGAUGAAUGGAAUGGAUCCUGCACCAAACUGGGAAACUAGACGAAACAUAAUCUAUGGGGUGGCAGAGGCUUUGAAUUAUCUUCACAAUGAAUGUGAGAAAACAGUCCUCCAUCGAGAUAUAAAGGCAUCCAAUGUGAUGUUAGACUCAAAAUUUGAAGCCAAGUUGGGAGAUUUCGGAUUGGCUCGAACAAUAUGUCGAACCGAACAGACCCAUCACUCAACAAGAGCGAUAGCAGGAACACCAGGAUACAUGGCUCCAGAGAUUUUGCUAACUAGUAGAGCUACGAGAGAAACAGACGUAUAUUCCUUUGGAGUUCUUAUUCUCGAAGUUAUAUGCGGAAGAAGGCCUGGGAAUCCAUCUGAGCUUGGUGGCUACAACGGCAGUCUCGCGCACUGGGCAUGGGAGUUUCACAGGGAAGGGAAAAUUGUUGAAGUUGUGGAUGAGAGAAUUGAAGGACAAUUCGUUAAGGAAGAAAUAGAGUUUCCAUUAAUUCUGGGGAUAGCUUGUUGUCAACCUAACCCCAUCCAAAGGCCCACCAUGAAAAUUGCUUUGCAGGUGCUCAAAGGGGAAGCAAACCCACCAAUUUUACCAAAUGAGUGGCCUUCAUUUGUGUGGCCUCCCAUACCCCCAUCAUUCAAAGGAGACGCAAACAACUUACCGGAAGAAGCCCCGCUUACUCUAACAGAACUUACUGGAAGAUGAUAUUCUAAUGAAAGGUUUUGUUCCUCUUCAUGCCCUGACUGUUCUCUCCCUCUUGUCGCCCUUUCAAGGAUUGGGAGUGCUAGUGUUAGAUCCCACAUAAUACUUUUCUCUGUAGCAUUCGACUCUUCUAAUCCAUCCCCACCUAUAUAGUUUAGGGGUAGAAAGUUAAUGGAGAUAAGAUCGAGAGGCUUCAAAACUGAAA